GAGGCCUGUAAUGUUACCUGUGUGUCUCCAGGUGUAUGAGGUCGUGGUGAUGCGCUCCGGCAGCUUUGACUCCCACCGCGUGUCGGUGGAGCGCCGCUACAGCGACUUCUCCCUCCUCCACCACGACCUGCUGGCGGAGUUCGGCGGCGAGUUGGAGGACGUCGUUCUCCCGCCAAAACUCCUGAGUGGGAACUUCAGCGCUGAUGUCAUCUCUAAGCGCCGCCUCGCCCUGCAGGACUACCUGGCGAGACUCUACGCCACCCGCUGCGCCCGCCACGCCGCCCGCUUCGCCCGCUUCUUCACCGAUCCGGAGCAGAAACGGGCGCACGAUCUCCUGCGGGGGGGGCGUUUCACGCUCGCCGCGCAGCAACUGCAGAGCGUCUUGGAGCUGGAGGAGAAGCUGUUGCCGUGGCAACACCCGGCCCUGAGCGUGCCCACGCUGGCCGCCCUCGCCGUGUGUCACCGAGACCUGGAGGAGGCGGAGCCGGCCUUCGCGGCGGCGCAGAGGGCGCUGCCGGCGGCCCGGCGCUACGGGCUGAAGAAGUACCGCGCGGCGCUGCUGGAGCUGCUGGUGGACCUGGGGUACCAGCUGGGACGCCCCACCGCCACGCUGCAGCACGAGCUCACCGGCCUGAGGGACGCCGAGAGGGGCGAGGCCACCGCGCGCUCGCUGAAGGAGAUAGUGGUCCAGAACUUCACCUGAGUGAAGAGGUAGAGGACCGCAGGGCGCUGGGACUCAAGGUCUUGGACUCGAGUCUGGACUUGGACUUGAGUCCGGACUUGAGACCCCUUUUCCUACAUCUGGAGUGAAGUAUUUUGUCAUUUAGUUGCUCAAAUAGAACUAAGAACUAAAAGUACUAAAAGUACUAAAAGUACUAAAAGUACUAAAAGUACUAGUACCUACUGUAGUAGUAUCAGUUCUACCUUGCUGUCCUGGUUUUGGACUUGUUCUGGACUUGACUAGUCCUGAUCUUGGACUUGUUCUGGACUUGACUAGUCCUGGUUUUGGACUUGUUCUGGACUUGACUAGUCCUGAUCUUGGACUUGUUCUGGACUUGACUAGUCCUGACCUUGGACUUGUUUUGGACUUGACCAGUCCUGAUCUUGGACUUGCUUUGGACUUGACUAGUCCUGGUCUUGGACUCGCCUUGGACUCGACUAGUCCUGGUCUUGGACUCGCCCUCCUACACCUGCGAUAGCUGCAGCUGAUUGGACGAAGGCGUCACGUGGGUCUGUCUGCUCCAGGAAGUGGAAACAGACCAUAAUGGCGGCUCGUUCACGAUCUCUUAUUCUAUGAAAA
Molecule: messenger RNA, 1300 nt
Organism: Etheostoma cragini (Arkansas darter)
Lineage: Eukaryota; Metazoa; Chordata; Actinopteri; Perciformes; Percidae
Gene: snx20
Product: sorting nexin 20
Exons: 1
Coding region: 11-703 (230 amino acids)
Biological process (GO): protein transport
Cellular component (GO): early endosome membrane
Molecular function (GO): phosphatidylinositol phosphate binding
Source: RefSeq, a predicted model, not a curated record